AUGGGCUUGUUUGCGUUGCUUGUCGCCUACGUCGUGGGCGGGGUCACGUUCCUCCCGGGGCUCUUCUACCUAUAUUUCAUCUACCUCCCCAGCCACCGUCUCGCCAAAGAACCCGAGGUAGCGCCAAUAGCGCUGUCGCUGGUCCACCUGCGAGAGGCGUCGCCGUCAAAGCUGCUGCUGCUGUCGCUGAUACGCGCCGGCGAACUCGAGGAGUUGCGCUCGCUGGGGUUGGAGGCAUACAAAGAGGGCUGGAUCCUCGUCACCACCGAAUACCUCGAGUCCGCCGACGAUCUCACACCAGCGCCGCCAAUCUCGGACCAGGAUACCAAACUGGCAUACCUGACGCUUUACAAAUUGGCUCAACACCACGUCAAUGAUGAUGGCAGUACCAUCCCUCAUCCGCCGCGGUCUGCUGGUAGCGCUAGUGCUACCGCUGCUGCCUCGCCAACUACUGAUCCUCAGGAGCGCAAACACCGCUACUACGCUGUGCUUAAGCACGGUAACCUUUUCCUCUAUAAGGACGAGCGGUGCGCUGACGUCAAACACGUCAUUGUCCUCUCUAACCACUUUGUGCGGUUAUGGCCGCCCCAGAUGAUGGAGCUGGCGCUCUUCACGAAGUACUCCGCGAUCGCCGUGAUCCCGCUGGAGUUCAUGCCGAUGAUGGAACAGCUGCUGGCGCAACCGCCGCCUAAGGGCGCGGCGUUCUUCAUCUACUGUGACUAUAAUAUCGAUAAGGAAGACUGGUGGUUUGCCCUCAUUCGAGCUACGCGUCUCAUCAAAAAGCUGGCCCUCACCGGUAGCUCGUUCGACCCCAUGAUCUACGCCAAAGCCCUUCACUUUGACACUAAGCAUAUGAUCGACUUGAUCUCUACCCUCUACUCCAGUGAAGGGCAAUUGCAGACUAAAUGGCUCAACGCGUUAUUGGGACGGUUAUUCCUUGGCUUACAAAAAACUCAUACCAUCCAUAACUGGUUGUACAGUAAACUUCUGCGGAAACUUACUAAGAUUAAGAAACCCGGUUUCAUGGACGAGUUCAAAAUCACUCACAUCUAUCCUGGGGACUCGGCUCCGUACUUCACUUACCCUCAAUUGAAGGAAAUUAACCCUGAUGGCACCGUCAUUCUCCUGACUUACCUCACUUAUACGGGGAAAAUGCUGGUAGAAAUCGCCACCAAAAUGUCAAUUGCCGUCGCCGGUUUACGCCUUAACAAACGUGAUAUGGAUGUCACCUUGAAAAUCACGUUGAAUAAGUUUGCUGGACCCAUGCUCAUCAAGAUUAAGCCUCCACCUUCAGAAAGAGUAUGGUACACUUACGAAACUGAACCACAAAUGGAGCUUAAGAUCGAACCGGUGGUGCUGAGUCGCCAAUUGCUGUAUAACUUUGUCACCAACCUGAUCCAAAAGAAGUUUGAAGAAGCAAUCCGUGACCUGUUGGUGCUUCCUCAUUGGGAUGACAUGACCUUCUACGAUACUCAGGAUGAAGUAUACCGCGGUGGUAUUUGGGAUAAACUGGUUCGUCCCGAAACCACUGAAGACGAACCGUCAACAGCUGCUUCAUUGGAAAAGGCCCCGCUGACUCGUCUGCGUAACUCGCUGUUAUCUUUAGCGACUCAACUGACCAAAGAGUCUAAAGAGAGCACCGACCAUGAGUCAUUGGAUGAAGUCGCCGAUGACCUUCCUGACCGAACCCCACUGGCUAAACGUAUUCAAAAGGCAGCGCUGUCGACAUUCUCCAAGGCUCAAGUGAAAGCACAGGCGAUGAGACAACGGCUUCGCAACUCAAAAUCGUUUACUCUAGACGGACUUCUGUCACCGAAUAGCGAUGCUGACUUAGCGUCGCUUGCCGACUCGGUGGCCACUGCCCCCGCCGUUCCCAUCGCUAAGCCUACAUCACUGACUAGUCUGUCGGGUAGCGGAGCGUUGAAGAAGAUCGGCAAAUGGUACUUUAAGGAUGAUAAACCGCCGUCGCCAACGGUACUGGAGCACCUGUAUACUCCGCCACAAAUGAUCUCCAACCGGCGUGGCCGUAAGACAUCCAACGUGUCGAUGGGUAACCCCCUCGAAGGGUUUGACCGUCCCCCCACUGUCAACCCUGAUUUGACUAAGAAACCGUCGUAUGACUUUGGUAACGUCGGUGAAGGGUUUGGUAGUGGCGACACUUCCUCGGUACACUCCCAUGAAGAGACGUUCCUCGAAGACCCGCCGCUGGCAUUGAUGCCGUCAGCGCCUCAAUUUGACGAUGCCGCGAUCGAUUUGCUGGAAGAUGAAGCCCCCCACCACACGCUUGCUAAUCGUGCCCUGUCUAAGCUGCUUCGGCGUAAACCGCCGCCGGUGGAGGACGGUUUGUCAUAA
This is a messenger RNA of Diutina rugosa, 2352 nucleotides long. RefSeq lists its product as uncharacterized. Gene Ontology annotation, biological process: phospholipid transport. The coding region runs from base 1 to 2352 and encodes 783 amino acids. The transcript has a single exon. The record is from RefSeq and is a predicted model, not a curated record. Gene Ontology annotation, cellular component: ERMES complex; endoplasmic reticulum. Lineage: Eukaryota; Fungi; Ascomycota; Pichiomycetes; Serinales; Debaryomycetaceae. Gene Ontology annotation, molecular function: lipid binding.